Eremothecium cymbalariae DBVPG#7215 is the source of this 3324-nucleotide messenger RNA. It is a transcript of the gene RIA1, whose product is annotated as GTPase RIA1. Gene Ontology annotation, molecular function: GTP binding; ribosome binding; GTPase activity. NCBI's taxonomy places the organism in Eukaryota, Fungi, Ascomycota, Saccharomycetes, Saccharomycetales, Saccharomycetaceae. Gene Ontology annotation, biological process: cytosolic ribosome assembly. Gene Ontology annotation, cellular component: ribonucleoprotein complex; cytosol. The transcript has a single exon. The record is from RefSeq and is a predicted model, not a curated record. The coding region runs from base 1 to 3324 and encodes 1107 amino acids.
AUGCCAAGAGUGAGUUCAGAUAUUUCCAAGAGGUUGCAGAAAGAUCCUAGUUGUAUUAGAAAUAUUUGCAUUCUGGCGCACGUUGAUCAUGGUAAGACAUCCCUAUCAGAUUCGUUGUUAGCUUCUAAUGGCAUCAUAUCUCAGAGGUUGGCGGGUAGGGUCAGAUAUUUAGACUCCAGGCCCGAUGAGCAGUUGCGUGGUAUCACAAUGGAAUCAAGCGCUAUUUCCCUUUAUUUUAGGGUGCUGCAUAAGCAAGAUAACAGUGAGGAACCCCUUGUUGCAGAGCACUUGAUAAACUUAAUUGAUUCCCCGGGCCAUAUAGACUUUUCAAGUGAAGUUAGCGCUGCGUCAAGAUUGUGUGAUGGUGCUGUGGUGCUGGUUGAUGUUGUAGAAGGUGUUUGCUCACAAACUGUUACCGUUCUUAGACAAUGCUGGACCGAGAAGCUGAAGCCUAUACUUGUAUUGAAUAAAAUGGACAGAUUAAUCAACGAGUUACAAUUAACCCCACAAGAGGCUUAUUUUCAUUUGACCAAGAUAAUAGAACAAGUUAAUUCUAUAAUUGGUUCAUUUUAUGUAGGUGACCGAGUUCUAGAUGACCUUUCAUGGAGAGAACAGCUAGAGCAGAAUAUAAACGCCGAGUUUAUUGAAAAAGAUGAUGCUGAUUUAUAUUUUGAACCAUCUAAGAAUAAUGUCAUAUUUUCUUCCGCAAUUGACGGAUGGGGAUUUAACAUCGGUUUAUUUGCUAAAUUUUAUGAACAAAAACUAGGAGCAAAAAGGGAGAACCUCCAGAAGGUCUUAUGGGGAGACUUUUAUAUGGACCCAAAGACAAAGAAGAUAAUCAAUAACAAGGGCCUUAAAGGAAGAAUACUUAAACCGUUAUUUGUAUCUUUAAUCCUAGAUAAUAUUUGGAAGAUAUAUGAUAAUGUUUUGAAUUCACAUGAUUCGGAAGUGUUGGAAAAGAUUACAAAAACACUUAAUAUUAAGGUUCUUCCUCGUGAUUUAAAAUCCAAGGAUUAUAAAAAUUUAUUGAAGACAAUUCUUGGCCAGUGGAUACCUGUUAGCACUGCUAUUUUGUUAACUGUAGUCAUGGAAUUACCGUCCCCUCUAGAAUCGCAGCAGAAGAGAAUCAAAUCUAUCAUCGAAAAUGCACCAGGUCACGAUGUUGCUUCUCCGGCACUAAUUUCUGCAAUGCAGGAAUGUGAUAGAAGUGGACCCAUGUGCGCUUACGUUUCAAAGAUAUUAUCAAUACCAAAAGACGACUUGCCAGUCAAUUCUAACAAUAUUGCCGGUAUGGAUGAGCUGCUUGAAAGAAGAAGGGCAAGGGAGGAAGCCCUAAUAGCGGCAAGGACAGCUGAAUUAGCUGAAUCAAUUUCAAAGGUUGCAAUUGAUAAUGAUGAGGUUAAUUUAUAUUCCAGAGUAUCUGAGACAGCGGUAACGCCAAUGAUGGACGAUUUGAUCCGGCCUAAGAACUUAACUACUUCAACCCAAAGAAAACAAGAUAUAAAUACCACUGACAGUUUUGAAGUUGUAUCAGAACUCGCACCGGAAUUCAAAUUGGAUACUGAAAGUACCGAAGAACAUGAUGCCGAAUUAACAGAGGGAUUAGACGAUAUUAAUUCUAUACCAGAAUUCGUUCCGGUAGCAAGCGAUCCCAAUGACCCCUUAGCGUCAAUGUUUGAAUAUGAAGAGGAGGAUCCAUUUGGAAAUGAUGAGGCUCAAUUAGAAACAGAUAUCCCUUAUGAAGAUAAUAAUGAGGAACUUAUUGCGUUCACAAGGCUUUAUAGCGGGACGCUAAAAGUAGGCCAGGAAAUUUCUGUUCUUGGGCCAAAAUAUGACGCAAAGCAGCCAGCUGAGCAUAUAGAUCAAGCAACGAUCACUUCCUUAUAUCUUUUUAUGGGUAAGGAAUUGGUUCCUUUAAAUGAAUGCCCUUCUGGAAAUAUUAUUGGUAUUGGGGGGCUAGCAGGUAAAGUGUUGAAAAGUGGGACCCUCAUAGAGAAGAAUAUUCAAGGGGUAAAUCUAGCCAGUACAAGUUCGAAUUUUACACCUAUCGUUCGGGUAGCUUUAGAACCAUCCAAUCCAACUGAGAUGAGCAGGCUAGUCCAUGGUUUAAAAUUAUUGAAUCAGGCUGAUCCAUGUGUUGAAAUUUGUUUCGAAGAUUCUGGUGAAGUCAUAUUAUGUACAGCUGGUGAAUUACAUUUGGAAAGAUGUUUGAAAGAUUUAAGAGAAAGGUUUGCAGGAAUCGAAAUAUCCUGUUCACCUCCUGUUAUACCAUACAGAGAAACAUUUUUGAAAACGAUAACGAUGAACCCCGUCAGAAAUCAGGGACUGGGAAGAGGGGUUAUGGUUGCAUACCUAGGUGAAUUAAAGUUGAAAAUCAGAUCACUUCCAUUACCUAAAAAUCUGACGACCUUUUUAGUUAACAAUGAAGAACAAAUUAAAAGCUUUAUUAAGGAAGCCGAAUCUUCACAAGAACAAAUUUUAACUUCUUCGAAACUCAGGCGGUAUCUGGAAGAUGAAUCAUCGGAACAUGAAGACGCAGAAUUGAAAGGAAUGAUUGCAGAAAUUUGUCGUUUUGGUCCUAGGAGAACAGGCCCUAACAUACUUAUUUCUAAAUCUGGACUUCUUCGAAAUUUCUUCGUGCCCCAUGGUAGUAGCGCUUCUUUUGAAUUGGAGGAUUCUAUACUUAAUGGAUUCGAGUUAGCUGUUAGUGAGGGCCCAUUGGCAAAAGAACCAGUCCAAGGUAUGGCGAUCAUUAUAGAAGAUAUUCAAAAAAUGAGUCCCGAAGAAAUCGCGGCUAUUGAUGAUCCAUCCUAUCAGCAUGAGGUACUAGACUUGUCCGGAAGAUUGAUUACUACAACUAGAGAUGCCAUCCACCAAAGUUUUCUAGAUUGGUCACCAAGAAUUAUGUGGGCUAUGUACACAUGUGAAAUUCAGGCAAGUAUAGAAGUUUUAGGUAAAGUAUAUGCUGUUGUACAGCAAAGACGUGGACGGAUUGUGUCAGAGGAAAUGAAGGAAGGUACUCCGUUCUUUCAUAUUAUUGCAAGAAUUCCCGUGGUUGAGGCAUUUGGCUUCACUGAUGAUGUAAGAAAGAAAACUUCAGGCGCUGCACACCCACAACUAGUUUUUUCUGGUUAUGAAUGCCUGAAUUUAGAUCCAUUCUGGGUGCCCACAACCGAGGAAGAGUUGGAAGAACUCGGUAACACGGCGGACAGAGAGAAUAUUGCUAGAAAACACAUGAACGACAUCAGGAGAAGAAAAGGCCUUUUUGUGAAUGAGAAGGUUAUUCAAAAUGCAGAAAAGCAAAGAACUUUGAAACGUAAUUGA